This is a messenger RNA of Camelina sativa (false flax), 1257 nucleotides long. Lineage: Eukaryota; Viridiplantae; Streptophyta; Magnoliopsida; Brassicales; Brassicaceae. The record is from RefSeq and is a predicted model, not a curated record.
AUGGAGAGCAUCAAUGACUUGCCAGAUGAGAUGCUCGUGAAGAUAUUGUCAUCGUUUCCUACGUUUAAAGAGACUAUACGAACAUCUCUCAUAUCAAAACGUUGGCAGGAUCUUUGGAAACUGGUGCCGGUGUUCAAUCUUAAUGAUAAUUUGGUUGAUGAUUAUGAUGAUGAUGGUGAGAGUUUUAAGAGUUUUGUUUAUAGAUGUUUCUUGUUUAGCAAAGCUCAAGUUCUAGAGAGAUUGUGUCUCAAGCUUCUACUACCCUAUUAUAAGUCUUCAAUCAUCAAUGAUUGGGUCAAAACCGGAGUUACUCGAUCAGUUAAAGAGCUGCAACUCAACAUGUGUGGCAACAACCUACAACUGCCGAGUUGCUUGGGCCGUUGUAGAACCUUAGAAACAUUAAAACUCCAAGGCUUGAAACUCAAGGUUUUACCGCAGUUUUUUCGUUUGCCAUCAGUCAAAACUCUUCACCUUCUAUCAGUUAAAUUCCCGAGUGAUGAAUCUGUUGAGAGCCUUCUAAGCAGCUGCCCUGUUCUUGAGAAUUUGGUUGUAAACAAGAAAGAAGAUGACAAUGUGGUGAUAUUCAAUAUUAGUGUGCCUACUUUGAGGAGUUUAACGAUCAAUAAUUCUGAAGGGGUACGCACCAACAAUGCGGAGAUUCACGGGUUUGUGAUAAAAGCUCCUUCGUUGGUGUAUUUGAACAUUAAGGAUACAUUCAGUAACUUCAUAAUGUUUGAAUAUAUGCCUGAGGUGAUCAAGGCUAAUAUCGAGGUUGUUUGUGACCAAUCUGAGAAGUUCAUAGGAUCUCUUACCUCAAUACAACAUCUUUCUCUCUGUUCUCGAACUUCAAAGAUUCCAUAUCAUAGAGGCAGUUUCUUCUUCUAUCUUGAACAUCUAGAGCUACGUACAAGUUAUGCGGGAUGGUGGAACCUACUUUACCAUAUACUUGAAGACGCUCCAAGACUUAAAUCUCUCAAGCUAGAUAAGUCGAAACAUACAAGUAGUUGUGACAUUGGUAAAAUAACUCUCUCUAAAGUUGUUCCCAAAUGCUCACUGACGCAUCUCGAGAUCUUGGAAUGGAGAAGCUAUAAAGGCACAAAUCAAGAAAUGAAUGUGGCCAAGUACAUACUAAAAAACGCUACUUGUCUAAAGAAGGCGACAUUCUCAACAAGAUAUAAAAACAAAAACGGCGGCAUUUUAUUGAAGUUAAAGUCUACGUACAGAGUUUCAAAGAGAUGUCAGCUUGUGAUUGACUAA